Messenger RNA from Lolium rigidum, 2472 nucleotides. Its product is annotated as BTB/POZ and MATH domain-containing protein 1-like. Bases 199 to 1401 code for a protein of 400 amino acids. Gene Ontology annotation, molecular function: protein binding. NCBI's taxonomy places the organism in Eukaryota, Viridiplantae, Streptophyta, Magnoliopsida, Poales, Poaceae. Gene Ontology annotation, biological process: protein ubiquitination. The record is from RefSeq and is a predicted model, not a curated record. The transcript has 2 exons.
CCGCCGCCCCUGCACAGAGCUCGGCCGCCGCGGCUCUGCACCGAGUCCGCCGUCGCCUCCAGCCCGAGCAACUCCUCCCGCAGGACAAGCUUCUCCACCCCGAGCGCCUCUGUAGCCCGCGCACGCCGUCCAGGCAGGAGCUCCACCGAGCUCGCUGCUCUCUCUCCCCCGAUUUUGGAUCGAAUUGCAGAUUUCAUCAUGUCAUCGUUCACCGGUGUAUCUGUGGUCACCGACGGAAAGCACUGCACCACGUCGGAUGUCGUCGGCACUACGGACUGUGGGUACCACCUGCUCAUGGUCAAAGAAUACUCGCGCACCGUACAAGAGAUACCCAUCGGAGAGGACAUCAGCUCUGGGCCUUUCAUGCUAGGAGGCCAUAAAUGGCACAUUGACUACUUUCCUAACAGUGAGGGGCCGAGUUGUGCCGACUUCAUUUCUCUCUAUCUUCGCCGUGACGAUGACAUUAUGGAAGAGGCUGUGGGUGCGAAGUUUGAGUUUAGCUUCGUUGACGAGGUUGAGUAUCAAAAGCCAGUACGCUUCCGCGCAACUGAAACAUGCAACUUCUCUAGCGAAACUCCUUCCAGGGGCUUCUGUGAGUUUGUGAGAAGAGAUGAACUUGAACAAUCAGCUAAUCUGAAGGAUGAUUGUUUCACCAUCCGGUGUGACAUCAUGAUUUUCAAGGAUACCACACAGUAUGCCGGUGGGACCAUGCCUGACAUAAGCCACCAUUUUAACAAUCUCCUUCAGAGUAAUGUGGGUGCUGAUGUGACAUUCGAGGUCAGCGGUGAGACGUUCCUUGCACACCGGUGUGUUCUUGCAGCCCGAUCUACAGUCUUCAUGGCACAACUCUUUGGCCCCAUGGCAGAGAAAACUACAUCCAGUGCCAUAGAGAUCAAAGACAUGGAAGCAAAAGUGUUUGCAGCUUUGCUUAGGUUCAUCUACACAGAUUCAUUCCCUAAGGUGGAGGAGGAAGAAGGACAGGAUGAGGAGGAAUCAGUAGAGGGUAAGAUGUCAGAAGUUGUGGAAGAAGGACAAGAAGAGGAUGCAAUAGAGCAGGUAGUUUUUCUCAGGUGUGUGCAAUGGGUGCAACACUUGUUUGUAGCCGCAGAUAGAUAUGAUAUCCAACGGCUCAAGUUCUUGUGUGAAGACCAGUUGUCCAACAACAUAGGCGUGAGCUGUGUGUUGUCCACUCUUGCUCUAGCAGAGCAGCACCACUGCCCUGGAUUGAAGGAGGCAUGCUUGAAGUUUAUCCAAGUCCAAUCUCCCAAGUGUUUGGAUAAAAUUAUGGCGAGUGAUGACUGGGAGCAUAUAACUACGACCUAUCCCUCUGUUUUGAAGGAGCUCAUUUCCAAGCUUGCAUCCAAUCAGAAGGAGAAGAAGAGGAAGCACGAGAGUAUGUAAUGCAAGACCUGAAGUAACACUAUUAUGCAUAGAUGUGAUGCGAUCCUCUAAUGGUGGUCUGCUCAUCUUGCUUUUGUAUCAUAAUAAUGUCGUUUGCCUAUUUUCUGAACCAGAAAGAUCCAACAUAUGGGCAAACAUGGAAUUGGAUGGUCUGUAGGUUUAGGUGCAAGCGUCGACAUUGACCUGUGCAAGUUCCCUAGCUAGUUGUUUCUCUGUUGCAUUGUGCCUUCCCUGCCAUGUAAAAAAAACCUUUUCUAGUGGUUAUCAAGAACCAUGCAGAUGUUUAUGGAAGGUGUAUUGUGAACCUGCAUUUAGGGGGAGUGAUUUUGGUGGGGACCUUCUCCUGGUGCGCGCUUUUCUAAUUUUUUAUACCAUUUUGCUGCUGAUUGCACAACUGUAGGUUGACUUGUUUGUGGUUUGGUUUCAUGUUUGUGCUAUUGGUAUUUUGAAUUGCUGAAGUUUUUUUUGGUUGGUUUGAUCUGUCCUGAUAGCUGUUGAGUAUUUUUUCUAUCACUGUUAUUGAAGUGAUUGCCUCUUAUAAACAUACAUGAUAGGAAUCGGGAUGAUGUUCGGUAAUUUUGUUUUUUUCGUACUAUUAGAUAAGAUGUAGAAUGGGAAUAUGCUACACUGAAUUCACGUUAUUGCACACCUUUCUCAACCAUCUAUUGAUUUGUGUAUUAUAAGGUUGAUUGGAGCAGUACUCAUGGUUUCCUAGAUGCAGCUGUUUGUUUGAGCUGGAAGUUAUUUUGUCAUGAAGUGAAGGAUGAAGGAAGCAUAACUAGGUCAUGCUAAAUGCUAUUUGUUACAUUCAUGUAAUUACUACUAUGCUCAGCUACUUAUCUGUUUUUAUGUACAUAGCAGUUUUAAAUGAGAUGAAGAAUAUUUCCAAAGCAGUUGAAAAAUUCGAGAAUAUGAUCUGAAAUACUGCUACUGGACCAAGGAGAGUGCUUGCAUCUUUUACUCCUUGUUUUUGCACAGCUGGACUGAUCUGCUACUGACUAGUGAUUUAUCAGCUUUAUUCAGUUUGUAGACAUUCUAGAGAAAUAUUUUAUUCUAGUGUUAUCUCUGAAA